AAUCUUUCUCUGCUUCAUUCAUAUAUUCUAUCCCCAAUGCCUCCAAUACCACUAGCCUCGAAUCCCCUCCCCAGGAUCAUCACCUACUACCAAACCCACCAUGACUCCGCCGGCAAACCCAUCUCUCUCCUCCCACUCCUCACCCAGCCCGGCAUCUCAUUGACGCAUGUCAUCCUGGCCGCCAUCCACCUUAACGAGGACCCGAACCAAAUCACCCUCAAUGACCACCCUCCUCAUCAUCCACGCUUCGAAACCCUCUGGGCUGAACUCCGCAUUCUUCAAGCUUCCGGCGUCAAAGUCCUGGGCAUGCUUGGUGGAGCCGCCAAAGGCUCAUACAAACGUCUGGAUGGCUCUGACGCGCAAUUCGAAAGAUACUAUGUUCCCUUGAGAGAGGUGAUUCGCGCGCGUGGACUCGACGGUCUGGACCUCGACGUCGAAGAGGAAAUGUCUUUAGGCGGCGUCGUCAAGCUCAUCGACCGUCUAAGAAGCGACUUCGGCAAAGACUUCAUCAUCACACUCGCACCCGUCGCCGCCGCUCUCCUCGACCAUAGGAGCAACCUCAGCGGCUUCGACUAUGAGGCCUUGGAAGUCAUGCGCGGCCAUGAAAUCUCAUGGUACAAUGCUCAGUUCUAUUGUGGUUGGGGUGAUAUGAGCAACCCCAUCAUGUACGAAAUGAUCAUUCGAAAAGGCUGGCCUAUCGAAAAGGUGGUCGUUGGCCUUGUGACAAACCCAGACAAUGGCAGUGGAUUUGUCAUGUGGGAGUUUCUCUCAGCCGUCCUGACUUUGCUCCGAGGCCGUCAUGAGCGGUUCGGUGGCGUCAUGGGGUGGGAGUACUUCAAUAGCCUUCCAGGUGGAAAAGAGAGGCCCUGGGAAUGGGCGAAGCAGAUGACAUCUGUUCUGAGAAAUGAUGCUUCUCUAACAAGUGCCCAACCUCCACCAAUAAACGAGGCAACAAAACCUGUGCUAGAGGCUGACCCUGAUGCCCCCAACAGCAAGCCCGUUCAGGUUCCUAAACAAUUUGACUACUAUUCAGAUGACUCAGAUAUAUGAAAACAGACAAACGUCAGCGCUGUAUGCAAUUACAUUGUGAUACAAUAGGCAGAAGCCAAGGUGGACGGAGUAGAUGAACAAAAUGAGUUUGUAUUCGAGCAACAUACAUACAUCUAUAGUAUUGAGCAAGUAGUGUAAAGAUGACUCUUGAUCCUCCUC
Molecule: messenger RNA, 1209 nt
Organism: Trichoderma virens Gv29-8
Lineage: Eukaryota; Fungi; Ascomycota; Sordariomycetes; Hypocreales; Hypocreaceae
Product: glycoside hydrolase family 18 protein
Exons: 1
Coding region: 37-1050 (337 amino acids)
Biological process (GO): carbohydrate metabolic process
Cellular component (GO): extracellular region
Molecular function (GO): chitinase activity
Source: RefSeq, a predicted model, not a curated record